AUGUCAGGGACUUCGAGGGGCCAAGUUACCAUUACGCUUGGGCGUGGUGGCCAGGUAGUGAAGAGGGCAGUUUCCGGGUCUGAUGGUUCUUUAUCUGAUUCUCUGCCUGCAGCUGGGACCAAGCGGUCUGUUAGAGAUAGGUUAGGAGGUAAUGUAGAUGGUGCUUUCUCGCAUGGAAGCCUACACAACAGCAACAAACGCCAGCGAGGAGAUUAUGGUGUGUCAAGUUUGAACUCCAAUGGUUUUGAUGAUGCGCGCAUUGGUAAAGGUGACCUCCGACUUAAACUCAUGCAAAAGAAUGCGUUUAGACGAGCUCAGAGUGAUGAUGAUCAGAGGCAUGGGGACCUUCGUGAGAAGCUUUCAAAGGCAGUUCAGCGACCUUCUACUGGCCUUGACCCACGGCAGCACUUGCCCGAACUAAAGGAGACUGGUGCCAUGGCUCGAAUCCCUUCUACGAGAAGUGCAGAUGAUUUGCCGCAUGUGGACUCAUUGAGAAAUUCUUAUUCCCCUUGGACACUGGACCAUUUAAGACGAAGAUCCCCAGAUAGAGUUAUAGUCACUUCUAGGGCCCUCUCCCCCCAGAGGAAUCCUGACGAAUUGCAGAGAAGGCCAUUAAACAGGGCAUUUGAUGAUGUCAGAUCGGUUCCAUAUAUGAGCAAAGAUGUUCUAGAUACUACAAGGCCCACAAAUGCUGCUCCUUUCAUGUCUAAUCCUCCAUUGCCUCCUGGAUCUGUGAAGCCUGUGGCCCCACCUCCACCCCAUUUGAGCCAACUUCCUCCACUGAGCAGCAUUGUACAGAAAAGUUCAUACGUGGCUGAUGAACAACAGACUGUAGAUGGCUUGCUACAGACGCUGGGGUUGGGAAAAUAUGCCAUCAUUUUUAAGGCAGAGGAAAUUGAUAUGACUGCAUUGAAGCAGAUGGGAGAAAAUGAUCUCAAAGAGCUGGGAAUACCUAUGGGACCAAGGAAGAAGAUUCUUCUUGCUCUCUUGCCCCGUUCCAAGCGGCCACCAGCGAUACGUUGA
Messenger RNA from Prunus armeniaca (apricot), 1023 nucleotides. The record is from the annotation of a GenBank genome assembly. Lineage: Eukaryota; Viridiplantae; Streptophyta; Magnoliopsida; Rosales; Rosaceae.